Rhagoletis zephyria (snowberry fruit fly) is the source of this 1103-nucleotide messenger RNA. Its product is annotated as probable tRNA pseudouridine synthase 2. Gene Ontology annotation, molecular function: pseudouridine synthase activity; RNA binding. The record is from RefSeq and is a predicted model, not a curated record. NCBI's taxonomy places the organism in Eukaryota, Metazoa, Arthropoda, Insecta, Diptera, Tephritidae. Gene Ontology annotation, biological process: RNA processing; pseudouridine synthesis.
ACUAAACACUGUUGCGGAUGUAAAACUACUGUCGAGAUCAGCUGUUAAACGAAUUUAGGCGAAAAUAAAAACAUUUUCACAUUUUGCACAGAAAUAAAUGUAAUUUUUAUAUACAAAAUGUCUUUGACAAAGGUUUAUGACGCCCCCACAGUCUUCAAAAAUUUAAAUGGGAUUAUGAACAUCUAUAAGCCAGCUGGAAUGAAAGUCAAGCAUGUAAAAAAUGCGAUACUCCACAACGUAACCAAAGAUUUAAAUGAAAUGCAAGUCCGCGAGCCUCGAAAGCUAGAAAUACCGCUGUUGGAACCAGGAGGAGCUGCGAAUCCAUUGCUACGAAAGAUGGAAUCUAUUGAUUUAUCUGAUCAUAUAUUGGCCACAGGACCACGAUAUCAAAUAUCCGAUAUACGUUGUGCACUUGUAGCUGGGUUGGGCAGACACACAAGUGGUGUAUUGUUGUUUGGAAUUAAUAAGGGAAUACGCCAAUCACAUAAGAUACAAAUAAAUCGUCCGCUGCGGGCCUAUCAUGUCUCUGGACGCUUUGGUUUUGCGACGGAAACGAAUUUCCCUGAUUCCCGAAUUACUGUGCGCUCUGAUUAUCGACACGUGCAUCCAGAACGGAUGAGCUCGUUGGCUGCCUCCAUGCAAGCUUCACACCAACGUAAAAUGUUCGAACUCUGUGGUGUAGAUCUGCAAUCGCAAGCAGCCUAUGAAAUCGCUUGCAAAGGUCUAGUUCGCCCAGCUGAUAAUACACAACCAGUAAUUUAUGGCAUCAAACUGAUUUAUUUCCAACGCCCCGAUUUUACAGUAGAGGUUCAUGCUAUCAACGAAUGUGAAGACUACUUAGCAGCGUUGGUAAAUGAAAUGGGCAUUGAAUUACGAACAGUAGCGCACUGCACAGCUAUACGCUGCAUACGGCAUGGACACUUCAACGUCGAAAACUCCUUGCUAAGGCAUGGCUGGAAUAUACGAGGUGUUGUGAAAAACAUGCGACAGCAGCAACAGGUUCUGGAGCAACAUCCACAUCUAUUAACACAAGAUAAAAUUGAAUUAAGAAGUGAUUAACAUUAAAGUUAAACCGUAAAGUUGCCAGUCAGAUGUACAUAGUA